Molecule: messenger RNA, 1053 nt
Organism: Leptopilina heterotoma
Lineage: Eukaryota; Metazoa; Arthropoda; Insecta; Hymenoptera; Figitidae
Exons: 5
Coding region: 1-1053 (350 amino acids)
Biological process (GO): sensory perception of taste
Cellular component (GO): membrane
Source: RefSeq, a predicted model, not a curated record
AUGAAAGGAAAAAAAUUCUCCAUAAAUCUAUCGCGUAUAAGAAAAAUAGAAACGAUAGAUUAUAAUAAAGAGGAAAUAAAAUUUCGCGGUGAAGAUUCACAACUUUUUCAAGCAAUAUCGCCGGCAUUUUACAUAAUUCGUGUUUUUGGAUUGGGACCCUAUUAUUUCUCGGGAGAUCGUUUAGUUCCAUCGAAUGUGCAUUUAAUAUUCUCCCUUAUUGGAUUGCUAUUUAAUUCUUACGUGACAAUUGUUGUUUUAAUUCGAUUUAGCAUAAAGGGAAAUCAGCCAAUUUUAGGUGUAACUGAACAAGUGAAGGUAAUUCUAAAUUAUGGGACGUCGAUAGUGAACAUUCUAGUGGCAAUGUGCACCAGAGAGAGGAUGGUCCAAGUGUGGAGUAUGAUUCAAGACUUUGAUUGCGACACGAAUAUAAUGGGCUUCCCGCAAAUGGAAAGAGGAACUAAAUUCAGAACAUGGAGUAUAAUAAUGCUGAAUACCGUAUUGUGGGUGUGGAUAAGUCAAGCUGGAAUACUAGCAUUUUCCGAAACGUGGCUACAAAAUGCAAGCUAUCUAAUGAUUUACAUUGCCACUUGUGUUUCCGUUUAUGAAUAUUCCGGCAUUGUCAUUAUUCUCGGGACAAGAUUCAAGCAUUUAAACAAAAUUGCCGUCACUUGCAGUCCUAAUCAGAAUGGAUGGGGGCGACUGCCUAAAAUUGAGUCCAAGGUAAUUGAAAAGUUACAUGGAAAUUUAAUGAUUGCCAGUAGAAUUUUAGAUUCUGUGUACUCAUGGCCAUUGUUAUUAUGGUUGUUUAAUCUCUGCUCUCAUACGGUUAGUAAUACUUAUUUCAUCAUUACGGCAUUCAUGGACCACGAUUUUGAGAUUAUUAUUCAAAUUUGUUUGGCGGGAUGGUUCAUUAUUUACGUCAUGCAACUUAUGGUAUUACAUGUUGCCUGCGAUUUUACGUCAUAUGAGGCGAAUCGUUUAGGUGAUAUUUUAUUAAAUUGGAGAAAGUGGCAAGUCUUCAAUGACGACGCGCUGCCGGAUGUUGUUACGUAA